This is a messenger RNA of Pelobates cultripes (western spadefoot toad), 235 nucleotides long. Lineage: Eukaryota; Metazoa; Chordata; Amphibia; Anura; Pelobatidae. The record is from the annotation of a GenBank genome assembly.
AUGGCUGUCGCCACGUGCGCUCACACCAAGGAAAAGACCCGACCUCUCAACCAGGCUGGAGGCUAUACUGUCCGCGUUCUGGGAGAAAUUGGUGGCCAAGGAGCAACAAGCAGAGGCACUCAGAAGGGCCACAGACUCACCCACAGCUCGGCCGACAAACACCCACCGCAAACGCACACUCCCUCCCAUAGCCAGAGCCAGAAACUGGCGCCAACAUGGACGGGGCUCCCGGCAG